Molecule: messenger RNA, 1370 nt
Organism: Ananas comosus (pineapple)
Lineage: Eukaryota; Viridiplantae; Streptophyta; Magnoliopsida; Poales; Bromeliaceae
Product: acyl-protein thioesterase 2-like
Exons: 10
Coding region: 292-1056 (254 amino acids)
Molecular function (GO): hydrolase activity
Source: RefSeq, a predicted model, not a curated record
AAAUUAAAAAUAUAUUAAAAAAAAAAAAGUGAAAAAACGGAAGCAUCGCGUGAAGGGACGUGAUUUCCUAUGGACCGCUCUUGUUCUGUUUCCCAGUAAAGAGAUCUCCCUACUCCCUUCCCCAUUUGAAGAACCAAAUCAACGUUCCCCACGCACACCACCACCAGCAAAAGAUCGUCCCCUUUUGCUGCUUUCGCUCCUCGAAUCAUCUCCAACGAGUGAAAUCUAAAUCUGGUUAGAAUCAUUGCAAGGGGUGGUGCUGUUUCGAGCGCUGCUCUUCGGGUACUUGCGAUGAGCUACGGGAGCAGCUCAAUCGGUUCUGGUUCUAGAACAGGUACAAGGGCUUUUGAGUAUGGGAGGACCCAAGUGGUGAGACCCAAAGGGAGGCACCUGGCUACGGUAGUGUGGCUUCAUGGCCUGGGUGAUACUGGAGCAGGCUGGUCUCAACUCUUGGAAACUCUUCCUCUUCCAAAUAUUAAAUGGAUUUGCCCAACUGCCCCUACACGGCCUGUAACAGUUUUCGGCGGCUUCCCUGCUACUGCAUGGUUUGAUGUCGGAGAUCUUUCAGAAGAUGGUCCUCCCGAUGCUGAGGGAAUGGAUGCUUCAGCUGCACAUGUAGCAAAUCUCUUAUCAACAGAACCUGCUGAUAUAAAACUUGCUAUUGGGGGCUUUAGCAUGGGUGCUGCUACUGCCUUGCAUUCAGCAACUUGUUUUGCUCUCGGAAAAUAUGGAAAUGGCAAUCCGUAUCCUCUUAAUCUAAGCGCGGUUGUUGGUCUGAGUGGUUGGCUCCCAGAUGCCGGGAGCUUGAAGAGUAAGUUGGAAAGCUCCCAAGAGGCUGCAAGAAGGGCUUCCUCCUUGCCAAUUUUGCUUUGCCAUGGAAAAGCGGAUGAUGUAGUACUCUACAAACACGGGGAGAAAUCUGCUGAAGUAAUGAAAUCAAGCGGAUUUCAAAAUUUGACCUUCAAAUCAUACAAUAGGAUGGGACACUACACAGUUCCUGAGGAGAUGGAUGAAGUGUGCAAAUGGCUUACUGCUCAACUGGGAAUUGAUGGCUGAGUCUUAAAUUGGGAAGUUUUUAAUAUAGAUGGUAAAAGUACCAACAAAAAUUAUCACUUGGGUGUACGCAAUCAAUAAACUCAUGGUUAAUGGUAUUUGUGGGUUUGGGAUUCUACUAGUAUUAUUUCAUCAAUUUGGAUCGUUUCCCCUUUCUAGAAAUGGGAAAGCUUGGUUGCAUCUUGUUACAGAACAUUAAUGAUUCUGCUCUGGGCGUUUAGGUGUGAGAACUUUGCGCUGUGAUUUGUAUCUUAAUGCAUAUGUAAUGACCGAACAAGUUUCUGAAAAGGUACUGUUGGAGAACCUUUGUUUGAAAA